CCGCAAGCGGCUGACCUCCGGUCUCCGGGCAACCAGAGCGCGCACAGCGGAGCGAGGCUGGCGGGUCCGGCGGGAGACUUAACAUGGAGACCCCAGUAGGUAAUGUUGAUUCCUCAAACCUGGUGUCCAGGACAAGAGAGGAGCAGGAAAACAAAGGAACAGAAAAGGAUGCAAAGGUGGAGGAGGCAAAGGACUAUGCACUGUUUGAAACUCUGUGUGAUACUGUCCAAUCAUCACUAGCACUACUGCAGAACAGCAUCAGUGAGCUCCUCAACUUCAAGGAUCAACUGAUGAAUUAUCCUCUUCCCAGCAACGUCCUGGCUCAUUUAGUUGUUACCACGGGGAGGAUUUUCCGCAGUGCUUCUGAUAUGUUUACUCCAACCACUGAGCUUGUUCGUCUUGCACGAUUCUAUGCUACUCCAUGGGAACAGAAGAAAGAACUCCUGGAGCGCAUAUAUGUGAAUCAUGAGAGGAAAAAACAUCAGCUGAGUGUGGCAGUGAGGAAACUGCAACAACUUGAUACUCAGGCCAAGUGGUUUGCUCGGGAACGACAAAUCUUGAACUGGGAGAAGUUAUUUGCAAAGCUAAUGACAGCGAAGGCCCAUGGGAGACGGUGGAAAUUUCGAGUAGAAUAUCUGAAAAGGAAAGGUGAACUGAGCUCAGAAUCACAGAGGUUUGUAGGGAGUCCUAUUCAGCCAGAAGUGAGGGGUGGACAGACUGACCCCAAGCAACAUGCAUCAAAAGAGGCAGAAUCCCUAAAGAGCUUGAUCGUCAAAGAGGAUCGAGAGGUUGAUACAGAGGAAAGCAAUGACAAAGAGGACAAGGAGAACGAAGACAGCGAUUUGGAGGAGGCCGAGGUCCCAACAGAAAGAGGUCGAGGUGCUAUUUUAAAGAAGGACACCAUUGAUGGUGAAGCACAAACAGAAGGGCAGACAGAAGAGCAGGGGACAUGGACAGGUGAUCCUCUCCGUUCCAGAUUUCUCUGUGUGUCAGUGACCAAGUUUUAUGGCUGCUUUGAGCAAGGACUAUCCUGCUUACUGACGUAUCGACAGGAACGUCAGCAGAUACAGCUUAUCCCGGACCAAGCAAGGCAGAAGAACAAAGUAUCGAAACAAGUCAAAAUAAAUGAAAGCAAACACGAUUUGCUUGCUACCAGGUCUGUCUCUGGAAUUUUAAAAGCAUCAGAAGCACCUAACAGUGAUUUUGCCAAGUCAGCUGUAGAGUAUGUGCUGAACAGUACUCAAGGGGCAAAAUUUGAAAUGGCAAAGGAUUCUGCUGCAGUGGAGGUGUUGCUUUUUCAUGAUCAAAAAGGAAUGAUUGCUGAAGGGGAGUUCACAUUGCCGCAGGAUCUACUUCUGGAACAGAAAUAUGUAAGUGACAAAGAAAUUCAGCUUUUUACUCCUGGAUCUACACGAUCACCAGCAAGAAACAUUGCAGCCUUGCGCAUCAGCCUCUGCAUAGAGGAGCUGGUGGAAUCGAUGUGGAAGGACCAAUCCACUGAGGCUUGGAGUCUUGAAGAACUAGUUUUGGAUGCCACAGGAAUAGACCUGAAGGAAACCAGCCAGGAUGAGUUGGAGAAAUGCCUCAGGAAACCUGAGCUAAGAGAAACCUGCACUUCUGCCAUGUCAUGGGCUUCCUCCUCCAUGGUAAAACCAGCUUUGGUUCCUGAGGAACAAGUGCAGCUAUUGAUAGAGGAACACAAUCUCCAGCUCUCCCAGCUGCAGGAAGUGCACCAAAAUCAAAUGAGAAGCCUUCUGGAGUCUUUCGGAUCAUCUGUACCAGACAGUCCACUCAAUCAUACUUCCUUGACAGACAUGCUGGAGAGGAUUCCAAGGUCAGAGAGUGCACGAUUAGCAGCGGAGAAUGAGAAUUAUGAGACAAAGAGAAGACGGACACUGAAUCACUCAGCUCGAGAUAUCAGAUCAGCACAAGCUGGUCCAAAACCCCCACCAAAAAGUGCUGCUGCAAGACAAAAGAUCAGUAUGAGUAAGAGUAUCCUGCUGAAAAAGAAACUCCCAGAGAAUGUUUGGGAGAGAAUGAAAAUACUGGAAGAGAACAUGUGGAGAAAUAAACACGGUACGAUUGAAAAGCUUCAGUCUGAGACUAGCAGCAAACUGGAGAAGCAGCUCUCAGUUCAAAAGAGGCUACAACUGCAUUCAGACAACAUUGGAAGUGAUAACAGAAGCAAAGAUAAAAUCUGCUUCCCGGCACUGUUCAUGCCAAUGAAGAUCAGACAGGUUUUUAUGCCAAAGGCUCGUUUAUACUUUCAUCCAUCAGGUUCAGCAGGCUUCUUUCGCCUAACGCAGGCACCAUCAGUUAUCAGCCUUCCCCCUCUGGGCAGCAGCACUAGAAUGUCUGUUUUGAAUCUGUUGAACCCCAGCGUCACAUUGCCCAUGACUUCAGCUGGUCAGGAUAACCCUACCCUUGAAGAAGCUGAGACUGUGCUAAACAGGGUGACACCUGAGCCAUACCCCAUAAGUCAAUCUUGGGCAGGUAGUGUGAAUUUACCUGAAGAGAAAUAUUAACUGAACCAAGAUUCUGAAGAUUGGAGGGUCUUGACUGAAUCUGUUGUUGGUGCAAUUCCCCUUAUACUUUGUGUUUGAAGUUGCUGCCUCAUGCUCGGAUGUACAAUUGUUUGGAAUCUUGCCUGAAUGGUUAUUAUUGGUGGAGUGUUUGUUACUGAACUGGUGUGAGUCACUAUUAGAGUCCAACCACUAUUGUUCUGGAACCAUGAGUUCAAAUCCCAUCACAGCAACUGGAGAAUGUGUAGGUAAAUCUGGCAUAAAAAGCUAGUCUAAGUAACAUUGACCAUGAAAUUUCCAGAUUAUAAAUCUGUCUAGUUCGGGGAAGUUAAGCCAUCCAUAUCCAGUCUUACAUAGAUGUGUCUCUAGAUCCACCAAUGUGGUUGACUCUUAACUGGUUUCUGACGCAGUCUGUAUUGGAGUAGGGGCGUUUAAGUGCUGCUUUGCCAGUGAAUGAAUGAAACCAAAAUGAUUAAUAUGUGAGCCUAAAUAGUCAGCAUUGGCAGACUGUUUGUCUGUGGAAGUAUAACAGCCAGAACUCUUGCUGUUCUCACCUGAUGAUCAUACACAUAUACAUUCAAGCAACAAUGUAAAAUGGCAAUCAUAACUGAUUUCUUUUCCCCAGAAUCCUGAUGCUAAUUGUCAUACCAUACCAUUGCUGCAGCUGAAAUCACUAUACAUAUAAUUUUACUUCUAUUCAUGGCAUUUAGAAAGCUAGACUAAGUUGCACAGGGUAAAUGCUUCAGUGCCACUGUGUUGGUUUUCAUACAUAUUUGGCAAGGAUGUUUUCUGUGUUUCUGCUUUUGUGAGCAGAGAUUUUCUACUUGGUCAUGCAUCUUUUUAAUAUACAUUCUAAUUUGGUACAAAAAUGAUUAAGACAUUAGAAUAAACUAGCAUGAAAUAUGAAAAAGGCUGUGAGGGUUCUAUAACUGCAUAAGAAGGAAGAGAGUACAAAAAUUAAAAAAUAAUCAUCGGAUCUGAAAGCCUACAUCCUGGGUUUUAAAAGAGUAGCGGUAAAUGUUUCCCUAGAUUCUGGAAGUGUCCCAGCAGAUUGGAAGGGAGCAAAUCUGUCUGUUAGAUCAGCAUGAAAAAAAGGUUGGAGUCAAUUAUUACAGAUGUGGUAAAUAGGUACUUAGAAAAUAAUAUUAUGACUGGGUAGAACGCACAAAAGGAAUAUUUAACUAAUCAAAUAGAAUUUAUUGAGGAUAAAUAGCAAGGUAGAUUAAAAGUAACCAGAAAAUGUUAUAUAUUUCAAUUUUUAAAAAAGAUAUUUGAUAAAGUGCCACACUAAGUGUUGUUAUCUAAAAUAAGUGCUCCCGGAGUUUGGGAUAACUAAUUACCAUAGGUGGGUUAAAGGUAGAAACAAAGAGUAGAAACAUUUCCUUUCAGGUUGACGGUCUGUUACUAAUGAUAUGUCACUAGGAAGAGUGCUAUUUACAAAAUACGUUAAUGACGCAGAUGAAAAAAAGUGUCAAAAGUAUCCAAGAUUUUUGACAAUCCAGACAAGCUAGAUGGUAGGUUUGUAGACUGAAAUGGGAAAUAGACUGGUUAAGAGAGUGGGCAAGAAGGGUGUAUAUUGUGAAAAAUGUGGGAAAACUUGCAAUAGGAGUGGAAAACAGGGAAAGAAUUUGCAGUCAGCGACAAGCCACUCACUCUCACCAUUAGCCUCUGAAUAAAGUCUGAAUUAAUUGUAAACUUCCUUGAAGUGUGUUAGGGAAUUGUCAGAUAUGGGACAUCUUUUAGUGAUUACGGAAUAGGGGUAGCAGGCAUUAAUACAUACAAGAACCAACCAGUCUUCAAAAAAACCAGUUAAAUGUGUAAAGUACAAGUCAUAGUCAGUCUGAUUAAUUAAAUGGCCAGCUUUGAAAACAAACAGGACUGAUAGGUCAUAGAAAUGUAAGAGUCUGAGAGAAUUAUUACAGUAGAUGCUGACAGUCUACUUCCUCUAACUGGAGUAUCUAGAACUAGGGGCAACAUUCUUAGAAUAAGUUAUGUCCAAUUAGGACUGAGAUGUGAAUCUGAGUAUUUAGUUUUUUCCAUCAUGAAGGCAGUGGAGGCCAAUUUACUGAAUGUAUUGAAGAAGGUAGAUACAGUUCCAGUCAAAUCAUCAUGAAGGGAAGAGGGAGGGAAUAUGGUAUUGUCAUAUAGAAUCAGCCAUGAUCAUAUAGAAGGGUGGUGCCAACUUGAAGGGUCAAAUAGCCUACUCCUGCUCCUACUUUUAUUGUUUCUAUGUUUAAUGCCGAAAGUGUACAAACUGACACCUUUUAUAUUACUCUGCUAUUUUAUGUCAAUGCACUUAAUCCAACUAUUACAAUUUUCAACUCACUCUACAUUCAUUUUAUCUGCUAUGUUAAAAUUUUCUGAAAAGUUUAAUAUAAUCUCUAUUAUCCUCAAACUCUUUAUCAGAUACUCUGCAGAAGCUGAGUGACUCAUUACCUUACAUCCCAAAACUUUUCAAACAUUUACAAGGAAUAAGUUAGGAGCAUGCCUGGAAGACCUCAGUCCCAACAAUAUUCAAGAAGCUCAAUGCCAUUCAGGCCAAAGCAAUGUGUUUGAAUGGCACUUCAUCUAUAAUCCUUAACAUCCAUUUCCUCCACCAGUGGCGCAAAAUAGAUAUAUAACAUCUAUAAAAUGCACUGCACAUACAUUGCCUUCGCUAUUCUAACAACAUCUCCCAUACUCACAGCCUCUGUCACCAAGGACACAUGGGCAGCAGGUGCAUGGGAAAACCACUAUUUGUCGGUGACUUGGAAAUAUAUAUAUUAUUAUUCCUUCAUUGUCACCAGGUUUAAACCUGGAAACUCCCUAUUCAACAGCAUUGCAAUGGUUUGAGAAGAUGGCUUACCAUUACCUUCCCAGGGCCAAUUAGAAAUGAGCAAUAAAUGCUCACUUUGCCGGUGACUGUCACACCCAAAACAAAAGGAUAAAUGCAUAUAGAAAAACAUUGUCAUCUUAAAAUCAUUAGGGAAAAUAGCCUUUACUGCUAACCAGUCUUUCUGAUUUGUUCAUCCUUACAUUGACUCCUUUUAGGGUCUAACUUCCAGUCUGUGCCACAAGGUUAAUUCCAAUGUGACUAUUUAAUUCUUGCCAGUUUUCUUUUAUAUGCAAUUCAUCAAAUGUUUCCCAAAAUUCACAGAUGAUAUCCAAUAAUGCUCCUUUAACACUUAGUAAUGAUCAUUGUAUUAUAUUAGUCAGACUUGACCUGCCUUUCAUAAAAUCAUCCUAUUCAGAUUAUGCAUUGCCAAGUGUCAGGCUGAACCUAUUUGUUCCAUUGUUUUCUCCCUGAUGAAGAACGUUAGGAAUUUUCCUACUACUGAUAUUUCAACUUAUGCUUAUUGUUACUUGUUUUUUUUUAAACUUUUCCUUUUUUUUUCUGAAGUAGUUGCAUGUGGUUUUAAUCCCCUUUUAUAUCUUAAUGUUUAAAUUGAGCUGCAACUUUUUACCCUUUUAAUAAUCUUUUCUCCAUUAUGUUGUCAUUCUCCACAAGUUACAGCUAUCAAUUUUGGAUUGCCAAUAUGUCUUUAUUUUCUACAACAAUCAAAUAAUGGGUUGGCUGAACUCUUGUUACCCUCCUCCUUGAUCGAUUUAUGAACCUUUGCUCUUCAUUGUCAACUGCAAUUCUUUUCCAAUUGCUCUAUUUUUCUUUCCUUACUGUUAGUAGUUAACAAAAAAAUGGCCUCAACCACAUUUUACAUUCUUUCACCUAUAGUGAACUAAUUAGCAUCUAUGUGAAAAUGAAAAUAAAGUUAAACAUGAUUUUGACAAUUAAGUUAUUUCUUUUAGAAGUACAGAGGAUCCAUAUACUUUGAGUAUCCCAACUUGAGUGCCAUUAAAUAUUUUCGGUUUUGUGUUUGUUUUGUUACAUUUUCCCCAUCCAAGCUUGUUGACAAUCUGAAUUGUGGCACAAGGGCACCAGAUGUAUUCCAGUACAUUUCCCAUAUUGCUAUAAUAAAUGUGUUCCUCCAGUGAC
Molecule: messenger RNA, 6492 nt
Organism: Pristis pectinata (smalltooth sawfish)
Lineage: Eukaryota; Metazoa; Chordata; Chondrichthyes; Rhinopristiformes; Pristidae
Exons: 23
Coding region: 84-2525 (813 amino acids)
Source: RefSeq, a predicted model, not a curated record